Messenger RNA from Macrosiphum euphorbiae (potato aphid), 378 nucleotides. Lineage: Eukaryota; Metazoa; Arthropoda; Insecta; Hemiptera; Aphididae. The record is from the annotation of a GenBank genome assembly.
AUGGAAAAAUUUACAGUAAUAUUACUUUCUUUUGUGCUGCAGGCUACAUGUAUAUCUGGAGCCACUGAUUGUUCUCCACCAUGGAUGGCUGAAAGUAAUCCGUUUUUCGCAAAGAUUUUAUCAAAAUCAGUCUACAGAUGUCCUUCGAUUUUUGGAGACUCAAAUAAGGUAUACUGUUGUUACAAUACGGAUGGAGACGUUGAAUGUUGCAAUUUUCAAGAAUAUUUCGUUUUUAGAUUAUUUUGUCUUUUUCCAAUUAUUUUAAUAGUUUUAAUCAUUCUAUCAUUCAUCUGCUGUAUGUGUUGUUUUCUGUGCCCAUUUUGCAUGGCUUAUAAGCUCAGACAAACUAGAAGUAAGCAUGAAAAUAUGAUAUAUUAA